GUAUCCGCGAAGAAAUCCGAAGUAGAUAAAAAUAGAUCUUUACAUUUAUAAUAACAACAUCGACAACAUAAAAAGACACCCACGAUCACCGAGCUGGGUAGAUGGGUCGGGCUGGUGUGUGAGGUACAAGGUAAGCUAAAGUGUCAUAGACAUCGCCGAAUCUAACAUGACGUCAUCUGUGGCUAUUGAGAAACAUGAUAUGAACAUACCUAAUAAGCUAGCGUUUAUAUUGCACAACGUCUUCACAAAAGAGGAAUGUGAAGCGUUCAUAAAGAAGACGGAAGAAAUGGGAUAUGAACAAGCACUUUUAAACGUUGGCGGUGGCAGGCAAACGCUGAGGACUGAUAUCCGAAAUAGCAGCCGCUGUAUAUGGGACAGCCAGGAACAAGUAGAUAUAAUUUGGAAGAAGAUUCAACCUUUUGUUCCACCAGUGUUUAAAGGCCACACAGUAUGUGGUCUCAAUGAAAGACUGCGGUUCCUGCGAUAUGACCCAGGAGACUAUUUCAAACCCCACUAUGACGGAGCGUACGUGAGAGAGAACGGAGAGGGAAGUUUGAUCACCUUAAUGUGGUAUCUCAAUGAGGGCUUCAAAGGCGGUAACACCACAUUCUUCUAUCACGGGGCGGAUCCGAAGGGUGUUCCUUGUGUUCCAAAGACAGGUUCCGUGCUGAUCUUUCAACACGACAUUUUACACGAAGGUUCCAUGUUGUCAAAAGGCAGGAAGUACUCCGUUCGAACGGACAUCAUGUACUCUAAGGAUACUGUCGCGUCCUGAGUUACAAAGAAGUUAACAGCCUGGAACCGUCGGGAAGGCGGCAGGGGUGGGGUAGUGCCAGGAAUAGUGCGCCUGUGAUAUCGUAUUGUAAUAUCAUUUGUGCAUUACUGAGAACAGUUUUUACCAAAUUGUAAAUAUUUUAUAUCAGAUAUAAAGAGUGUAUGUAUGUA
Messenger RNA from Gigantopelta aegis, 945 nucleotides. RefSeq names its product probable prolyl 4-hydroxylase 8. The transcript has 7 exons. Gene Ontology annotation, cellular component: endoplasmic reticulum. NCBI's taxonomy places the organism in Eukaryota, Metazoa, Mollusca, Gastropoda, Neomphalida, Peltospiridae. Gene Ontology annotation, molecular function: procollagen-proline 4-dioxygenase activity; L-ascorbic acid binding; iron ion binding. The coding region runs from base 167 to 775 and encodes 202 amino acids. The record is from RefSeq and is a predicted model, not a curated record. Gene Ontology annotation, biological process: peptidyl-proline hydroxylation to 4-hydroxy-L-proline.